Molecule: messenger RNA, 1209 nt
Organism: Parascedosporium putredinis
Lineage: Eukaryota; Fungi; Ascomycota; Sordariomycetes; Microascales; Microascaceae
Source: the annotation of a GenBank genome assembly
AUGGCCGUGGCCAUGGAGGCUACGGUCCGCCUCCUCCUCAAAACUACGGCUACGGGCCCCAGCAGGGCUAUCACCCUCCGCCUCAGCAGCAAUACUACCAGCCCCCGCCCCAGGGAGGAUACCAUGCUCCUCAACAGCCGACCUACGGCCAACCUCCGGUCCCUCCGCGCAAUUACCCCUCCCCGCACCCACCCCAACCGCAAUAUAACCAAGGCUACGGUCAUCGCCCAGGCCCCCUCCCUCGCAAGCGUCCUCUCACUAUGGCCAACGCUCUGGACCGCCCCCGCCGCCCUCGGGUAUGCAGCAAUUUGGUCACGGCGCCCCUCCAACUACUCGUACCAAUACUCCAAUUGUACCGGAAAGCGCAAGGCCCUCCUGAUUGGCAUCAACUACUUCCGCCAGAAGGGCGAGCUUCGCGGCUGCAUCAAUGAUGUGCGCAACUUGUCGGCUUUCCUCAUGAACAAGAACCGUUUCCGAAGGGAAGACAUGGUGAUCCUUACCGACGAUCAGUCCGAUCCGAGGAGCGUGCCCACGAGGCAAAAUAUUCUGAGAGCAAUGGCUUGGCUCGUCAACGGCGCGGAACCCAAUGAUUCACUCUUUUUCCACUUUUCCGGCCACGGCGGACAGACUCGCGAUCUCGACGGCGACGAAGACGACGGCUACGAUGAAGUCAUCUACCCCGUCGACUACAAAUCGGCUGGUCACAUCGUUGAUGACCAGAUCCACGAUAUCCUCGUCAAACCUCUCCGGCCCGGCGUCAGGUUAACGGCCAUCUUUGACUCGUGUCAUUCCGGUUCCGCAAUGGACUUGCCGUAUAUCUACUCUACCAAGGGUGUUCUCAAGGAACCUAAUCUCGCCAAAGAUGCCGGCAUGGGCCUUUUGAGUGCAGUAUCAGCGUAUGCCAAGGGAGAUAUUGGUGGUGUGGCGAGCUCCAUCUUCAAGUUUGCCAAGAAGGCCACGACUGGCGACGAUGCGUACAACAAGACGCUGCGUACCAAGACCUCCCCGCCGACGGCCGAUGCGACCAUCAAUUCGCAAGCGACUGGUGCCAUGUCCUGGGCAUUCAUGACGGCACUCGAGAGGAAGCCUCAGCAGAGCUACGUCGAGCUUCUCAACUCUAUAAGAGACUUGCUAGAAACCAAAUACUCCCAGCGCCCUCAGCUGUCUUCGAGCCAUCCCAUGGAUACAAAUCUUCUCUUCAUUAUAUAA